Messenger RNA from Entrophospora candida, 123 nucleotides. NCBI's taxonomy places the organism in Eukaryota, Fungi, Glomeromycota, Glomeromycetes, Entrophosporales, Entrophosporaceae. The record is from the annotation of a GenBank genome assembly.
AUUGAAAAGAAAUCCACUGAUAGUUGUGAUGAUGUUUGUGUUAAAUUUAAAUGUUUAGAAGAAAGGCUGGCAAGAAUUAUUCAAAUAUCAGGAUGUUUAAACUAUUUGUCAUUUAGUGACUGA